AUGGAUUCUGCAUCCGAGACCACUGAGGAUAUUGUUACGGCCAACGGUGAGCGUAUCGUCGAGAAGAUCCAUGGAUCGAAAAGGGGGCAACCCAAGGACAGAAGGCCUGUCCAUGAUGGUCGACAAAACCCCGCUGCAGGAGCCAAUCCGUCUUUCCCGCCCUAUGAACCCUCAAAGCCACGGGUGGCUCAAAGGCGCCGGUCUUAUACCAGGUUGCGUCCAGAAGUCCGGAUGAUCUCCGAUACAGAAUCAGAUCUUGAACUCCCAUGUCGUCAUCAACGGCCCCGAGCAACGGGCAUUAUCCAUCACGACACAUCAUUCCCUCGCCGGUAUCCAGACAAUAUGCACUCACCUCUCACAAAGCUGGACCUCGAGAUACUCUUACAACAGAAACAGAUAGACCGGCUGGAGGAAGAUUUGCAUCGCUUUAGACUCUCAAGGGAAGAAAAGAACAGACACCUUGCAGAGGACGGCCGAGAGUUCGAAGACGAAAUUUCGGAGCGAUUGAGGAGACUGAAUGAAUGGGAAAGGAAAGAGGCUCGAACGACGAGAGCCGAAAGGCGUACCGAGGAGCAAGCAAAGAUACGGAGAUUGGAAAAGGCCGAGCUGCAAGCCAAGAGGAAAGGAGAAAUCAAAGCUGCGUUACGCGAAAAGGAAUGGAAAGAGAUGAAGAAGAAGGUCGAGGAGGAGGAAACUCGGCGCCGGAUUGAGAAGGAGCUGCGCGAUGAAGAGUUUCGACGGAAAUCCGAGGAACGCGAACGCCUCAUACAGGAAAACAGGAUUCGGCGUGCUGCUGUAGAAGACUAUAAGUUGGCAGAAGAGCAGCGCCUUCUUGAGGAGGAGAGGCAGAAGAGGCAGCUAAGGAAGGAGUAUAGAGCAGCCAUUGAAGCGGAGCUCGGAUAUUCCCUCGAGCAGGUGAAAGAUAUCCUGGCUAAAGCGGGAGGCAAGAAAGGCCAGACACAGAGAAGGGGGCGUAACAAACAAAUCUCUGCGGCAGUCCAUGAUGCCCCUAGUGGGGAUGAGGCAGAUGAGGAAGCACCUUGA
Messenger RNA from Aspergillus niger, 1044 nucleotides. RefSeq lists its product as uncharacterized. NCBI's taxonomy places the organism in Eukaryota, Fungi, Ascomycota, Eurotiomycetes, Eurotiales, Aspergillaceae. The record is from RefSeq and is a predicted model, not a curated record. The coding region runs from base 1 to 1044 and encodes 347 amino acids. The transcript has a single exon.